Durio zibethinus is the source of this 1379-nucleotide messenger RNA. RefSeq lists its product as uncharacterized. The record is from RefSeq and is a predicted model, not a curated record. NCBI's taxonomy places the organism in Eukaryota, Viridiplantae, Streptophyta, Magnoliopsida, Malvales, Malvaceae.
AUGAUGCUAAAAUGCUGCACAUUAUGGGACAUGGAAAAGUAAUGAUUCUAGUGAUGAGUGACUUUACCAAGAAAAUGGAAGGAGAAUUUUGUCGCUGGGAAACAUGACGUACAAAUUUUUUAAACAAUGAAGUGCCGCCGCCCAAUCUUUCGCUCUUCUUCUUCUGCAAUGGUAUACCAAUCUCGAGAACACCGAAGAGAAAACAGAGGGGAGGGGAAGCAACGCAGUCAAAAUAAGAAAUUUAUACUCACAACAUUAUCAACGAAUUGCGUUGGAUAGCUUUCUUUCGUUUCUAAGGUCCACAUUUGCUUUUGUCCGCUCCAUGGUCCUUAGUUUCAAUAAAUUAUUUCACAGUUGUUUCGAUUCUAAGGACUUUAAGAUAUUUAAAAUAUUUCGACUUUGAAAAAUGGCCAUAAACCUAAAUCAACAGUAGCAGAUUUCCAAGCAUCCUAUAAGAAUCGAGAACAAAGGCAAUAUUCUGAGGAAUGCCCCACCAUUAUUAUCAGCUUGUCUUCCACUCUCCCUUGCCCAGCCAAAAAAAAAAACGCAACCGUUCUCUUUUUUUUUUUAUGAACAAAAUGAAAACUACUACUGCUUGUAUAUUUAAGGUCCGUCAACACAAACGAUACCUCUAUUAACGUAUGGGAGUAAGAGAAAUCCAAGUGGCAGGCCACAACCACAGCCUUAUAAUCCACGAACUUGAUGAUGUCUAUGACUCAGCCACGGGUCGUCCGCUCACCGGUUCAUGGCUCUGGGACUCAGCCCUUGUUUUGUCCCACUGGAUAUCCACUCACCUUAAUUUUCAAGGCAAGGCUGUCCUCGAGCUCGGAGCUGGAGCUGGCCUCCCUGGGUUGACAGCGGCUCUGCUUGGUGCCAGCAGAGUAUUGCUUACCGACGUCCAACAGCUCCUUCCUGGACUCUUGAAGAACGUUGAAGCUAACGGUUUCAAAGAAAGGGUUGAAGUGAAAGAACUCGUUUGGGGAUCGGACGAGUCAAUGAGUGAAAUCAGAAUGUCAAGCAUGUUUGAUGUGGUUUUGAUGAGUGAUCUGUUUUUUGACCCAGAAGAAAUGACGAGACUGGGCAGGACGCUCAAAAGGAUCUGUGGAGAAGGCACUGAAGUUUGGGCGGCUAGCGAGUUGAGGCCUUGGACCAGUGAAUGCUUGAACCAAUUGAUGGCUCAAGGCUUCCAAGUUGUCGAGUUAGUGACUCAGCUCUCUGUUCAAGAGGGUGUGGAAGAUUCAAAUGCGUUUGCAAUCUUUCAGAUCAUACCACCGCUUGCAGACAGAUAUGAGUUCUCAACAACCACCUGUGACUAUGUUUUAGAAGAAAACUUAAAUCUUCAAUGACAGAUUGAAAGCCCAGGCUCAUUUUGAGUCAUU